Molecule: messenger RNA, 367 nt
Organism: Balearica regulorum gibbericeps (East African grey crowned-crane)
Lineage: Eukaryota; Metazoa; Chordata; Aves; Gruiformes; Gruidae
Source: RefSeq, a predicted model, not a curated record
UGAACGUCCUCACCGCCGUGGCCCUGUCCCGCCUGGCCACGAGGACCAAGAAGUCAUCAUACUGGUACCUGCUGGCCCUGACCACCUCCGACAUCCUCACCCAGGUCUUCAUCAUCUUUGUGGGCUUCAUCCUGCAGACAGCCAUCCUGGCCCGGGCGGUGCCCAGCGCCUUCAUCCACACCGUCAAUGUGCUGGAGUUCACGGCCAACCAUGCCUCCAUCUGGGUCACCGUCCUGCUGACCGUGGACCGUUACGUGGCCCUCUGCCACCCGCUGCGGUACCGCACUGUCUCCUACCCACAGCGCACCCGCAAGAUCAUCGCAGCCGUCUUCGCCGUGGCUCUGGCCACAGGACUCCCCUUCUCCUG